Messenger RNA from Stegostoma tigrinum, 2481 nucleotides. RefSeq names its product ribosome production factor 2 homolog (gene rpf2). Bases 95 to 1018 code for a protein of 307 amino acids. The transcript has 10 exons. Gene Ontology annotation, cellular component: nucleolus. Gene Ontology annotation, biological process: maturation of LSU-rRNA from tricistronic rRNA transcript (SSU-rRNA, 5.8S rRNA, LSU-rRNA); ribosomal large subunit assembly. NCBI's taxonomy places the organism in Eukaryota, Metazoa, Chordata, Chondrichthyes, Orectolobiformes, Stegostomatidae. The record is from RefSeq and is a predicted model, not a curated record. Gene Ontology annotation, molecular function: rRNA binding.
GGCGGCCGUUACUGCACGUGUUGUUUUGAAUGGGAGGGCAAAGCCCAAUAUUACGGAAGUGACGUAACCCGUCGUCACUACCUUCGGUGUCAGUAUGGCGGUGGAGGCGGCUGUGUGCAAGCCGAAGACGAAGCGGGCAAAGAGGUUUCUUGAGAAGAAAGAUCCCAAGAUCAUUGAAAAUACGAAGAAUGCCAUGUUCAUCAAGGGUGGUAAUACCAGUGAAACAGUGACUCAGGCUCUCAGGGACAUUUAUUCCUUAAAGAAGCCAAAUGCAGUUCUUUAUAAGAAAAAAAAUAUUACUCGACCCUUUGAAGAUCAGACAUCGGUGGAAUUUUUUUCAAAGAAGUCUGACUGUUCUUUAUUUGUGUUUGGUUCUCACAAUAAGAAACGACCGCACAACUUGAUAAUAGGCCGUAUGUUUGAUUACCAUGUUCUGGAUAUGGUCGAGCUCGGAAUUGAAAAAUUUAACAGUUUGAGAGAUUUUAAGAACAGCAAGUCUGCAGAGGGAUCCAAACCUCUGUUGAUUUUUGCAGGAGACACCUUUGAAAUUGAUAAUGAUCUUAAAAGGAUAAAAAAUCUCUUUAUUGAUUUCUUUCGAGGACCCACAGUACCGAAAAUUCGUUUAGCUGGCCUGGAAAUUGUUCUACAUUUCACAGCUUUUGCUGGAAAGAUCUUCAUGCGAAGCUAUAAGGUACUGCUGAAGAAAUCUGGCUGCAGAAUACCCAGGAUAGAACUGGAAGAAAUGGGACCUUCCUUUAAUUUUAUACUAAGGAGAACACACUUUGCAUCUGAUGACCUCUACAAAAAGUCCCGUAAACAACCAAAAGCUUUUAAGGCGAAGAAGAAGAAGAAUAUUUCCCAAGAUGUAUUUGGGACAACAUACGGUCGUAUCCAUAUGGAGAAACAGGACCUCAGCAAACUGCAGACAAGAAAAAUGAAAGGGCUGAAGAAGAGGAAAGCAGAGAAGGGUGUCAUAGCUGAUGAGUCAGAGCACAGCCCAAAGAAGACCAAAGUAUAGUUAAAUAGGGUAGGAUUUUCCACCUCUGUAUUAAAGCGAUUGAAACCAACUGAAUCUCCAGCACCAGCAAGCACAGACGAGAUAAAUGGUCAAAUGUGAUUCUCCAGACUUUCGAUGUUAGUCAGGAUGUUGAUGUACCUGACCUUUAUUUGUGCACAAUAGACUGAUGUUUACAGUUUUCCUGUUUGGAGUGUUAAUUAUCAAAUUUCUACUGGGCAACCUUUCCCAUGUUAUUUUGAGAAAUCUGCCUUUGCAGAAUUCUUUGGUCCAAGGAGGUGAGGUUAGCAAUUAACUUUACAUUAUUGGAUGAAAUAUGGCUUAAAGCUACAUUCAUGCUUUCUUUGUUGGAAUGCUAAAUAGUAAAUUACUAUUAAAUGCUGAUAAGUAUGCAUUUUGGCAGAAUAGAAAUCAGCCCAAUUUGGAACAUGUGUAAAGAUCUUGAUAGCAUAACCACUGUUAUAACUGAUUUUGAAGCAAUAAAAAAAAAUCUGGUUUUGGGAAGACAAAGUAUCAGGUAUUCACAAAGCUCACUUAAAAUUUCAUUGUUUUCAGUAGCAGCUAAUAGGUAGGUGUCCUCGCUCAGUUUUGGGACUUCAGUUUGAAUUUUUCAUCAAUGUUACUAACCAAACUUUUGGUGCUAUAUGUCAUUGCAGAUUUUUAGCAACUUAGAGUAUUUUUCUUUCUGUUCAAAGAAAGUCUGUCUGACCUCCAUUAGGCACAGCCUUCAGAACUCUGAAACUAAAUUAAAAUUUACAUAUUAUUAAUGCUGGGAGGUUAAAUGUAACAAUAACAAUUACUAAAGCCAUGCAGGAAUAUUUUGAUAAAUAUCAGUUUGUAUUUUGUAUAUCGUUAAAAAUCAUGUUGUACUGUAGAACUUGCCUUGCAGUUGUGUGUCCCUUUUCAUCCUGAUUGAGCUAUGUUCUGUGGCAACUUCAGCUCUGAUGAAGAGACAUCUUUAGCGGUUUGCAGCGGUUCAAGAAGGCAGCUCACCACCACCUUCUCAAGGGUAAUGAGGGAUGGGCAAGAAAUGCUGGCCAGCGACACCCACAUCCUACAAAUGAAUAGAAAACAAAGCUAGACUUGAAAUGUUAACUUGUGCUAUCUGAUCCACAGUGACCUCCACAGUUUGUUUUCAGUAUCUUCUGUGAGAGAUUUUACACAUCUCCCAAUUUACCUGAAACCCCACACAACAUCAUCUACAGAUGAAAAUGCAUUGGGUAACCAUGCCAUGUGUGAGGAAAAAGUCCAGCCUUUGGGCAUUAGCUUAUCUUUUGGUUAUGUAGCAUUACAUAUUGCCGAUUUUGCAUCUGAUUUGUAGUAGCCAUUGGUUGUAAAUUAAUGGUUCCUUUCUUCAUCCCUGUGAAUUUGAGAUAUUGCUGAAAUUUGACAUUAAUAGGUAACAAUUCAUUUUUAUAUUUUUUAAUUCAUUUUGAAUUUUGUUAAGGCACACUCCCUGUAUUUUC